Molecule: messenger RNA, 588 nt
Organism: Cercopithifilaria johnstoni
Lineage: Eukaryota; Metazoa; Nematoda; Chromadorea; Rhabditida; Onchocercidae
Source: the annotation of a GenBank genome assembly
AUGUUACGACGAUAUUGUACAGCAGCUAUUGAUGGACAACAAAAAUGGUCUCAUCAAAAUUUGAUCCUAUUACUAAUUGCUAAUAUUCCGACAUUUACUUCGGCUACCACCGAAUGGUUUGGUGAUUCAAGAGCAUAUAUGAAUCCUGCUCUAUCACCACCAUUUUAUGAUGUUAUUUACGAUAUUUCUGAAUGUCCAGAUGGACUCGAAAGUGAAGCAAUACCAGAAUAUGCUUAUUUCGGACCAAUGAUUGAAUCAAUGAAUGUUAUGAAACAUGUUGAAUGCUUAGAUAAAUGUAUCAAACAUUCGAAAUGUGUUGCGGUCAAUUUCUUCGCAUCUAUGACAUUUCAGGGGAAUGGUUUUUGUGAAUUGUUAAGUGAAUCUCAAUUGGACAAUCCCAAACUUAUGAGACCAUUCAAACAAGCUGCUUAUUUUGAAAAUAUUCAAUGUCGAACAGAGAACGAUAUUGUUAAUGAAAAUCCUGACGAAAAACCGUUCGAAAGGUCAAGAGAUAAUGCGAUAACAGUUCUAAAAAAACUGUCAAAACAAGUGGACCAACUCAAUCUAUUCCAUCGACAACGACGCUAA